This is a messenger RNA of Nerophis lumbriciformis (worm pipefish), 2838 nucleotides long. The record is from RefSeq and is a predicted model, not a curated record. Lineage: Eukaryota; Metazoa; Chordata; Actinopteri; Syngnathiformes; Syngnathidae.
AUGAGCUGGCUCCUGAAAAUGCUUCCCCGGCCCCCUGAGACCCAACCGGGGGACCCUCAACAGGACCAGUCCAAAUGGGAAGAGGCGGCGACGACGAGCAGGUUCCGUUCAACUCGGGAGCGCCCGGUGCUUCGUGCGCCUGUUAUCAGUGUGGAGAGCGGUGCCAAGGAAGAGGCGACGCCCCACACCGAGCGUCAGGACGCAGCUGUGCCGGCUUGUUACGGGUUGGCUCGUCGACAGCCUCUGGCGCUUGUUGCCACGGCCGAAGCAGCCAUCCAGGGGAAGAGCGAGCUGCGGUCGGAUGCAAAGCGCCCCACUGAGAAAGAGCAGAAGGACCAGGUGGCGGACGAGCGUUGGCUUCCUCCGAUGGAGAUGAAGGAGGUCGAGAAGGACGCCAGCCAGGCGCUUCUGGCUCACGUGGAGGGAAGACUGCGACGAGAGCGCCUGGAAGCUGCCCGUGCGGCUGAAGACGCUGCCAGAAGGGCGGCGCGGGAAGCCAUCCGACAGUUGGAGGCAGAACACUCGGCCGCCGACACCCGAUGUCUGGCCGACGAGUCCCACGAGCAACUUCCUAACAUCCUGGAAGAGGAAAACGAGGACCAGUCCGAGCCCUCGCCUGAAGGUGGGGCUGAGGCACAGGCAACCGACACGCUUGGCGAGAUGACGGUUCAAAGAGGAGCAGAGGUUGCAGAAGAAGGCGCAGAACCGGAAGCUGAAAAGGUUGCGGCCGUCCCCAAGACGACAGCGACACCGGGCUGCGCCUCUACGCUGACUGUCGGUGAUACCGCUCUGUCAAAACUCAGCGGAAGCGCCGGUCUCUCAGAAGAUGAGGAGGAAGAUGACAGGUCGACGAGAGAACGGCUCGCAGCGCCGUCCGGUCUGGGAGACACACUGAUCACAGACGGCCGUCCGGCGUCGGCAGCUAGCGUCGGCAGCGUGGUGAUCCAAGACCGCCUCAGCCAGCUCGUCCGGCUCUUCAAAGGUCGGACGGAACGUCACAAAGACCGUCUGAUCGACCCGGACGAGUCGGAGCAAGAAAGUCCCCCCUCCUCUCCUAACAAAGCUCUGCUGCCUCCGGCUGCAGAAGAAAAGACGGAUGCUCCCGCUAGUGGAAAGAAAGAAGCAGAAGAAGAGGCGUCCUUACACUUUCAACUUCUGGGAUAUGAUAUUCAAAUUCCUAAACUUCCCAACAUGCCCAAAUGGCUCCGAGUCAUUGGGGACUUCCGCUUCCCCUCCAGCAUGGACCCAUUCACUGACCCACUCUACGUGCUGUGGCUGUUCCUGGUGGUGGCGGCAUGGAACUGGAAUGUUUGGCUGAUCCCCGUCCGCUGGGCCUUUCCCUACCAGACCCCGGAGAACCGCCACUUGUGGCUCCUGGCCGACUACACCUGCGACCUCAUCUACAUUGCAGACAUUCUGGUCUUCCAGCCCCGCCUGCAGUUUGUCCGUGGGGGAGACAUCGUGUGUGAGACAAAAGCCAUGAGAGAAAACUACAUGAGCACCGAGAGGUUCAAGAUGGAUGUAGCCAGUCUGUUUCCUUUGGAGAUCUUUUACUACUGGACUGGGGUCAACUCUCUGCUACGAUUCCCUCGUCUGCUCAAGUACCAUGUUUUCUUCGAGUUCAACGACAGAAUGGAGGCGGUGAUGAAGAAGGCCUAUAUCUACAGGGUGAUCCGGACCUCCACCUACCUACUUUACUCGUUGCACAUCAACGCGUGCCUCUUCUAUUGGGGCUCCGACUACCAAGGCCUGGGCUCCACCAAGUGGGUCUACGACGGCAAAGGCAACGCCUACGUGCGCUGCUACUACUUCGCGGUGAAGACGCUGAUCACCAUCGGCGGCCUUCCGGACCCGACCACUGUCUUUGAGAUCUGCUUCCAGCUCCUCAACUAUUUUGUGGGCGUCUUUGCAUUCUCCAUCAUGAUCGGACAAAUGAGGGACGUGGUGGGGGCGGCUACGGCGGGGGAGAACUACUACCGCGCAUGCAUGGACGCCACCUCCAAGUACAUGAACUUGUACAACAUCCCCAAGCCCGUGCAGAACCGCAUCAAGACAUGGUACGACUACACAUGGAAGAGCCAAGGCAUGCUGGACGAGCAGGAGUUGCUGGUGCAGCUUCCCGCCAAGAUGAGACUGGACAUGGCCGUGGACGUCAACUAUGCCAUCGUGAGCAAGGUGGCGCUCUUCCAGGGCUGUGAUCGUCAGAUGGUCUUCGACAUGCUGACCAGACUCAAAUCAGUCGUCUACCUGCCGGGAGACUUUGUCUGCAAGAAGGGUGAGAUCGGCAGGGAGAUGUACAUCAUCAAGCAGGGCGAAGUGCAAGUAGUGGGCGGUCCGGACCUUCAGACUGUUUUCGUAACCAUUAGGGCCGGUUCCGUCUUUGGCGAGAUAAGUUUGUUGGCAGGUGGCGGAGGGAACCGGCGCACAGCCAAUGUGAAGGCGCAUGGUUUCGCCAACCUGUUUAUCCUGGACAAGAAGGACCUGGCAGACAUCCUGCUCCAUUAUCCCGAGUCGCAGAAACUUCUGCGCAAGAAGGCCAAGAGCAUGCUGUCCAAGGACCAGAAGCCGGAGGAAAAGGGAGGCGGCGAAGCCGGCGGGCGGGUGAUUCCGGUCCGACCCGACACACCAAAAAUGUUCAAAGCAGCGCUGAAGGUGACCACUCAGGCGGGAAUGGCCGGGACCUUUGCCAAACUUAGCCAGAGCUACGGACAGCCUGGCCAACAGGCUCCGCCCUCUCCUCAAGCAGCAGGUGGCCAGCCCUUCGUCACCGUCACCACGCCCAAGGAAGAGGGGGAGCUCGGCUCGGUGGAUGGCGCAAAGGAAAAGAUGGAUGCCUAG